Messenger RNA from Episyrphus balteatus (marmalade hoverfly), 2192 nucleotides. Its product is annotated as BUD13 homolog. The coding region runs from base 527 to 2113 and encodes 528 amino acids. The record is from RefSeq and is a predicted model, not a curated record. Gene Ontology annotation, cellular component: U2-type spliceosomal complex; RES complex. Gene Ontology annotation, biological process: mRNA splicing, via spliceosome. Lineage: Eukaryota; Metazoa; Arthropoda; Insecta; Diptera; Syrphidae. Gene Ontology annotation, molecular function: RNA binding. The transcript has a single exon.
CGAUUUCUCCUUCGACUUUGUGUUCAUACCCAAGAAGUUGCAAGUGUGUGAGUGCAACCCCGUUUUUCUCUGUCGGAGGUCGGAGUGUCUUUUCUGAACUCCGUUUUCUUGCUUGAAGGGUCAUCAGGCUUUUGCGUCAAAAAACACAUCGACUUUUAUUUAUUGUGGAUGUCAAACGAAUUUUGACAAAACACAUAUUUUAGGGUACCAGGCUUAAGUAAUUUGGGUUUAAAAUUUGAACAUUUAUUUGUUUUGGGGCGUACUCAAACGAACCUUCUGAGUACUGUGAUAACAAUUUUAUUUUCAUCCCGGAACGAACGCGAUUUUUUUUUUUAAAUAAAGUAAUUCUUGUAAUUUAUUUUGGCACCACUUUCGAUAACUUAUAUCGAUAGAUCUUAUGUCACCUAAUCUUGUCAUUUUGACAUUUGUGUUUAAAUCGACUGAAGCUGAACGUUUAUCGUGUUUGUGUUUUUUUUUGUGUGGAAAUUCUGUAUUGCUUGAAUUAAUUAAAUAGAAUUUAAACAAAAUGUCUACAAAAAUAAACCAGAAAGAAUAUUUAAAAAAGUAUUUAUCAGGUGAUAAAAAAAAGAAGAAAAAGGAUAAAAAAAUAAAGACCAAAGCCACGGUAAAAAUUAUUGACGAUGAUAUGCAUGUUAAUAAUGAUUUGCAAAUCGAUGAAGAACUCUUGUUAACAGGUGAAGAUGCUCCCCAAAUUGUUGGUAUAGUUGACACCUCGGGACAGCCUGUCGAAAGUAAAUGGAAAAGUUUUAAUGCCAUUAAGAAAGAAGAAAAUCUUGAUGAUGAUUUGUGGGGAAAAAAAGCGGAAACUAUCACUAACUUAAGAGAGGAUUUAUCGCCAAAAAGACAGAAGUCGCCAAAGAGCCGCCAAUUACUGCCAACUCGAAGAGAUUCUGAUCAAUCUCCUCCUAGAAUUGCUCCAACAAAACGUAUCCAUAUAAAUGGUAAUAAUUUACAUUCUGAGAAGCCUUCAAGAGAUAGAGAUCAAUCACCACCAAGAAAAGCGUCCUUUGCUCGCCCAAGAAGAGACUCAGAUCAAUCGCCACCAAGGAAGCGUUCUCCAGCUCGUUCAAGGAGAAAUUCAGAUCAAUCGCCACCAAGGCGAGUAUCUAAAACUUCGAGAAAGGAUUCUGAUCAAUCUCCUCGACGAAGACGAUCUCCGGAUCGCAAAAGAAUUGACCAAUCCCCUAGACGCAGACAAUCUCCAUCAAAGAAAAGAAGAAACUCUGAUCAAUCUCCACCUAGAAGGAAAACGGCAGGUCAAUCUUCACCGAGUCGCUUUGAUAAUUCCUCUGCCAUUCGAAUCAAGAAAGAAAAUUCACCAGAUCAAUCUCCUCCGAGACGAGGAGAAAGAGAAAAUCCCUUCAAAAAGUCUAUCAAAUUGGAAAACCCAUCUCCGGAUUCUUCGCCGAGGAAUCGCCGCCGAUCUGAUUCACCACCACCAACACAUAAACCUUCUUCAUCAAAAAUGACCAAAACUCUUGAUGGCAAGCGUGCUGGUCUGCAGGAUGCUCAAACAUUGAGAGUUGAAACCGAAGAACGUCGCCGAAAUGAGGAUAAAAUGUAUAGCAAAAUGUCAAAGGAAGUCUCUGGACGUGAUGCUGAAGUUCAGAUCCGUAAGAGUUCUUAUCGCCGACAUCGCAAAUAUGUUGAAGAAGAUCCAGAAGUUCAACGUCAGAAGGCCGAACAUGAGGAGAAGAAAAAAGUACUAUACAGUCGGUGGAAUAAAGGUGUUAAGCAAAUAGAAGCGUUUCAGGCAAAAAUAUCUGAUGAUCAAUACGAAAGUAGUAAACCAUUGGCUAGAUAUUCAAAUGAUGCAGAUUUAGAUGAAAUGCUUAAGCAAAAAGAACGCGAAGACGAUCCAAUGUUGGAGUACAUACGAAGUAAGAAAAAGGAUCAACAGCUGGCAAAAAAUGUUCCAGUUAUGCCCAAGUACAAAGGAUCAUAUCCAGAGAAUAGAUUUGGCAUACCGCCUGGAUAUCGGUGGGAUGGAGUGGAUCGAUCAAAUGGUUAUGAAAAGAAAUGGUUUGAUGUUCAGAGCUCAAAACAGGCCGUAGCCGAGGAGGCCUACAAGUACAGUGUAGAAGAUAUGUAAACAAGUAUGGAGAUUGUAAAUAUGUACUAUGUAAAUAAAUAUUAAACGAAUUUUUACAAUAAAUGUGCUGUUCUUUGAA